This is a messenger RNA of Rubroshorea leprosula, 1165 nucleotides long. The record is from the annotation of a GenBank genome assembly. NCBI's taxonomy places the organism in Eukaryota, Viridiplantae, Streptophyta, Magnoliopsida, Malvales, Dipterocarpaceae.
CAGCCGCUCUCAGUCGUCCGAUCCAGCCAUCACACCGUCGUUUCCGUCCCCUAUAAUUCUCCUCUCGUGAUUAACGAUCGCGCAUUGACCUCUCUUUCCUUCACCAUCCAUAUCCACGGCGGCAUUUCCCGGCCGGUUAAUAUGGUUUUGAUUAGAGAUAGUUGUAAAAGCUUAGGCUGUUAGUCUAAGAAUCGGAUUUGCCCUCUCCGUUUCUCUUUUUUUUGCAGUAAAUGGGCUGCUUUCAAUCAAAGAUAAAGAAGCAAUUCCCUGGAUAUGAGGAUCCUAUAAGUCUUGCUUCAGAAACUGCUUUUAGUGUCAGUGAAGUGGAAGCAUUGUUUGAGUUGUACAAGAGCAUAAGCAGUUCUUUGAUUAAUGAUGGGUUGAUUAGCAAGGAGGAAUUUCAGUUGGCUAUUUUUAAGAAUCAAAAGAAGGAAAGUCUAUUCACAAAUCGGAUCUUUGAGUUAUUUGAUUCUAAAAAAAGGGGAGUCAUUGAUUUUGGUGACUUUGUUCGAUCACUCAAUGUUUUUCAUCCCAAUGUCCCACAAGAGGAGAAGAUUAAUUUUACAUUUAAACUUUAUGAUAUGGAUGGUACGGGCUUUAUCGAGCGACAUGAGGUCAAGCAAAUGUUAAUUGCCCUUCUAUGUGAAUCUGAAUUGAAGUUGGCUGAUGAAACCAUUGAGGCAAUACUUGAUAAGACAUUCUUGGAUGCAGACAUCAAUCAGGAUGGAAAGAUAGAUAGCUCCGAGUGGCAAAAUUUUGUGUCCCGUAAUCCAUCCUUAUUGAAGAUUAUGAACCUCCCUUAUCUCAGGGACAUAACAACGACGUUUCCAAGCUUUGUUUUCAAUUCUGAAGUCGACGAGGUGGCUACAUAAUUAUACAGUAAUGUAGGGCUAAACAUGUUUCUGUGAUUGUUGUGAAUUUUCGAGACGUAUUAGCAGACAUCAUUGUACCAAUUAUGCAGCUUACCCCUUUUUCAAUGACAAGAGCUAGUCAAAUUAAGAUUGCUGGUGGAUUGUAUGUAGUCAUAUUUGGGGACCUUUCCUUUUCGUUAUUAAUCGACAGUCCAACACGGAGGGCAUUUUUGUUACUUAGCUCCAACUUCCAAAUCGGGAGGGCAAAAUCAAUGAAAAAAUCAAAAAAAAAAAUAGGGGGGAGAAAAGGAGUU